This is a messenger RNA of Ceratosolen solmsi marchali, 2150 nucleotides long. It is a transcript of the gene Hexo1, whose product is annotated as beta-hexosaminidase 1. Gene Ontology annotation, molecular function: beta-N-acetylglucosaminidase activity. The coding region runs from base 211 to 2100 and encodes 629 amino acids. Gene Ontology annotation, biological process: protein deglycosylation; carbohydrate metabolic process; glycosaminoglycan metabolic process. Lineage: Eukaryota; Metazoa; Arthropoda; Insecta; Hymenoptera; Agaonidae. The transcript has 6 exons. The record is from RefSeq and is a predicted model, not a curated record. Gene Ontology annotation, cellular component: plasma membrane.
UCGUGUAAAAAACGCCGCGAAAAUAAGUAUUGCAAGGAUUUGAGCUCCAGCAAUAACGGCAUCACGAAUUGGGGGAAUUUGCAAAAUGUAGUGGGGAGAGGUUUCGAAUUUCUGAGACUAAUAAGCUAUGAAACCUCAUUGGUAGCAACGGUAAAGAACGUGGGCCCUCUUAUACUCCCUCCUUCCAACUACGUCAUUGCUUAACAAGCAAUGAAGGCAAGGAUAGUGAAGUUAUUUUGUCGAAAGCGCAUUCGUGGUCCACGUAGACACGUGCAGUUGUUAGUAGCAACAAGCGCUGUAAUAAUGAUGGUCUUAUUUUUUUUGAUCUUCGUCAGAUUUUUUGGAGGUGUAGCAAGUAAUAACCCUGGAUCGCCAUGGUAUUAUUAUUGUGAGUCAGGUAUUUGCAAAAAGGCUGAAAUAAUAGAAAAUGUAACAUCACCCUUAUGUCUUGGUAUCUGUCAAUUGUUCUGUGGAGAAGUUGGUGGAAUAUGGCCUAAGCCUACAGGUCAUACUUCAUUCGGAAACUAUAUGGCAAAAUUAAACCCCUAUGAAAUUACGCUUUCUGGUGUUGAUUUUGGAAGUAUCACCGGACAACUUAUACAAGAAAAUGUUAACAAACUUAAACAAAAUAUCAUGAAUUUAGCCAGCAUUGAUACCAUUAAAAAAGGAGGUUAUAGCUUAAUUCUAAACAUUAUUGGCCAGUUUAACAAUGAAGCACCUAUAUUAACUAUAAACACAUCCGAAAAUUACACAAUCAAUAUUUAUCAAAAAGAUAAUAAGCUUUAUGCAGAUAUAUCUAGUGCUACUUAUUUUGGAAUACGUCAUGCAAUAGAAACUCUUUCUCAACUAAUUGUUUAUGAUGAUCUUUAUGGAGAAAUAAAAAUUACUCGUGAUGUAUAUAUUCAAGAUGGACCAGUUUUUCCAUACCGUGGAAUUUUACUGGAUACAGCUCGAAACUUUAUAGAUAAAGCAACAAUACUCCGUACUAUUGAAGCUAUGUCAAUGUCUAAAUUAAAUACUUUUCAUUGGCAUAUCACGGAUUCUCACAGUUUCCCUUAUUCGAGUAGAACAUGGCCGAAUAUGCCCAGAUAUGGCGCUUAUUCUUCUGCAAAAAUAUAUACAGAAAAAGAUAUUAAAGAAAUAAUUAAUUUUGGUAUUCUCAAUGGCGUUCGUGUAAUACCAGAAUUUGAUGCACCCGCUCACAUUGGAGAAGGAUGGCAAUGGGUAGGGCACAACUCUACAGUGUGUUUUAAAGCAGAGCCUUGGCAACAGUACUGUGUUGAACCACCGUGUGGACAAUUAAAUCCAACAAGUGAAAAAGUAUAUGAGAUACUUGAAGGAAUUUAUACUGAUAUGUUGCGAGAUUUUCAACCUGAUUUCUUUCAUAUGGGUGGUGAUGAAGUAAGUAUCAAAUGCUGGAAUUCAUCCAAUUUAAUUAAAGAUUGGAUGAUCGAUCAUGGCCUCGAUUUUUCUGAAACAAGUUUUUAUAAACUUUGGAAUUAUUUCCAAUCAAAAGCUUAUGAAACAUUAAUAAAAGCAAAUAAUGGAAACAAGCUGCCUGUCAUUUUGUGGACUAGUGGUCUUACAAACGAAGACAAUCUUCAGUUUCUUGAUCCCAAAAAAUAUAUUAUUCAAAUUUGGACAACCAAAACUGAUAAUACAAUAGGUCGAUUGAUUAAAAAUGACUUUAGAGUUAUUUUUUCUAACUAUGAUGCAUUGUAUUUAGACUGUGGAUUUGGUGCUUGGAUUGGAGAAGGUAAUAAUUGGUGUGCUCCAUAUAAAGCAUGGCAAAAUAUUUAUGAAAAUUCACCAAUGAAAAUCUUAGAAAAUCAAGGAUUUUCUAAAAAACAUAAACAUUUAGUACUGGGCAGUGAGGCUGCCUUGUGGUCAGAACAAGUAGAUAGUACGUCUGUGGAUUCAAGAUUAUGGCCACGUUCUGCAGCAUUAGCUGAACGUUUAUGGUCAGAUCCAUCUUCAUCGUGGAUUCAUGCAGAACAACGAAUGUUAAAACAUCGAGAGAGGCUUGUACAGCGAGGCAUUCUGGCUGAUAGUUUAGAACCUGAGUGGUGUUUACAAAAUCAAGGCCAUUGUUAUUUGUAAAUUAUAAGAACAAAGUAAAUAUAAAAUACGUAAUUUUUAUUGAAAAGAAA